UGGAAUAAAGAUGGUUGUUUUCAAAACACACACACACACACACACACACACACACACACACACACACACACAAACAGUACUUUGUGGUAUCCUAUCAAAUAAGUGGAGUUUUAACCUAAACAGCUGUAAUCAACUCAAAUUGAAAAGGUUUAGAUUUAUUAACAAAAACAUUUAAUAUUUCUACUGACUGUGAACUAAAUUCGAUUCUUUGCAGUCAUCUCUUUUCAAGAAGAGGAAGAAGAAACAAUUUUUACAUAAAAUGAUAAAAAUAACGAAGCACUUCACAAGAAAAAUAUUGAAAUUUAAAAAAUAUAUAUAGUGAAAAAAAUUAUAAUAAAAAUGGAGAAAAAUAGAACAAUUUUUAUUUAAAAAUGUGAAGGAAGACAGAAAAGAACAAGAAAAGGUCAUAGGGGAAGAAGGUCACACAAAAGCCAGCCUGAACAGAUGAGUUUUCAGUUACUUUUUAAAGAUAUUCCUCAUUAAAAAUUAUGUUUACCUUUUUUUUAAGUAGUGAUGUGAGUUUGUGGCUCCAGAGAGAGCAUCUGAAAGCUGAUAACUGUCUCCGAAUGAGGCCGACUUCACUCUGGAAUUCAGGGGACGUGGUUUUAGCAAACAAAGGUGUAGAGAAAAGGACAAAGGGGUCAUUUAAAAUCAUCAGUUCAAAGUUUGUCCAGGCACCUAAAAGAUCUAUUUUAUUUUCCAGAUGUAGGAUUCUGCUCAGACAGCACAUUUAGCAACCUUUUCCAGCAAAAGUGGAUUUUUAUUAAUGAUUUAAUGACCAAAAACAGCCUAAAAGCAAAGAUUCCUGAUGUUUACGUGAAUCUCGAGACCUCAGCAUCGUGACACAGUUACAGACUUCAGAGUGAGGUCGGGACGAGGAGGUGGGAGAAGGGGGACGUGAAGGGGGGAGGUUGGAGGCAGCCGUCAUCAGCAGAGAUCCUGGUUUGAGCAGAUCGUGGUGACAAAGCGCAGCUGCAGCUGCUGCUGGACUCGGGCCGGGACGCUCAGAGCAGCCCAGAAGUUCAGAUCAGCCUCCUGAAGGUGAAAAAUGUUUGAUAACUCUCAUUAUCCCUUCAACUGCUUCAACUACGAUGGGGACGGAUACCCAUCAGCUAGCACGGAUGAGGAGAAAAAGAUGUGCAGACCUGCAUACAGCUACAUCGCCCUGAUCGCCAUGGCGAUCCAGCGGAGCCCAGAGCAGCGGGUCACUCUGUCGGGUAUCUACGAGUUCAUCAUGAAGAGGUUCCCCUACUACCGCUCCAACCAGCGGGCCUGGCAGAACUCCAUCAGACACAACCUGUCCCUCAACAGCUGCUUCAUCAAGGUGCCCCGGACAGAGGGAAAUGAGAAGGGGAAAGGGAACUACUGGACUUUUGCCACAGGUUGUGAAUCCAUGCUCGACCUGUUUGAAAACGGCAACUUUCGCCGACGCAGACGUCGGAGGAAUAUGAAAAUUGGCCUCCGUGAUUCAGGGGAGACCUCUUUUCAUCCAGCGGAGAGCCACAGCAAUCAACCAGUGACCUCGACUCCCUGCCCUGAACUUGACUCCGCCCUCUGCCGCUUGACCCCUGAGAGGUCAGGGUCCAGUCCCCAGCAAAACUACCUUGUCCAUAACUCGAGCCAGCAGGUGAAACCAGAAUCAGAGAUCAAGUUUAGCAUCGACUACAUCCUAUCGACCCCUGACCCGCCUCUGUCUGGAACCAGACCGUCUCACGGCCCGGUUCAUUUGGUACCGGCUGGGCUGCCGGUUCACCUCCAGGAGCAACAACACCUGAACCUGCAUUUCUGGACUCUCUAAAAAAGAUGGAUAAUCAUAACUGAACUUCCUCAUGAGGGUCUUGGAUCAAACCACGGAAGCUGAGGAGAUAAAAGAACAACAAUGGAAUCAGAGCCUGACUGAAGGAGCAAGUACAGCCCCGUUACUGGAUCAGAGAUGGAAAACAUUGGUAAAGAGAGAAAACAUCCCAUAAUUCAUCCAAAAGAUGAAAAGCGACCCCCCCCCCCCCCAAAAAAAAAAAAAACAAUAAGAAAAGCUGUAUGUUGUUAUAAACCUUUGUGAAACGUAGUGCUGACUUAUUUAAAGAGCAAGUCACCCCCAAAUCAACUAUUUUUUUCUGAUAAACUAUAUAAAUGUGUGUCUAAUCGUGCUGCAGACACGUGUAGUCAAUAGUUUAGCACUUUAGUGCAUUUUAGUUAAAAUUUAAAUUUUCUGCCUGAAACUGUCAGUGUUGUGCUGUUGUCAGGUAAAAACUCUUCACUGCAUUUGAGUUUAAAUCUGCCACCGCUAUUGGCUAAGAGGUAUGCUAUGAUGUAAACUGGUACAUUAUGAUGUCACAAUGUCGUGAGUGUGUGUAUUCGUUAGUGGCUCCACCCUCUCGGUCUGCUAGGCAACAGCAUUUGUUGUAUUUUUCAAACAUGAGGUGGGAGUGAAGUACGCAUCUUGUUAGGGGUGACUUGCUCUUUAAACUAUACGGGAAAUGUAUUCACACAGAAACUGUGAUGUUCAAUUUAACUGAAUUUAUGUGUCAAAAUGCUUUAAAAAUCUGACCAAGCACAAGAAACUUUGGGUUCAAUUAUUGAAAUUUCAGAGUAACGUAUUUCAAAUUGUCACGAGCUUUGGGUAGUGACCGAAAGGACGAGAUUGCGGAUACAAGCGGCCAUCCGGGAGGGGCUCGGAGUAGAUUUGCUGCUCCUCCACAUUGAGAGAAGCCAGUUGAGGUGGCUCGGGCCUCUGGUCAGGAUGCCUCCUGGACGCUUUCCUGGUGAGAUUUUCCUGGCACGUCCAACUGGGAGGAGACCCAAAGGAAGACCCAGGACACGCUGGAGAGACUAUGGGUGUUUCUCAAUGUCAAGGAACCUUUCCUUGAUGUCUUGGCCCCGCCCCGGUUGCCUAGGAGAUACGUCAUCAGCAGCCGCCAAGAGGUAUUCCAAUCGGUCCAAUGUUCAUGUUCUACCGAGGCAUGUGUUCUCCGUUUGUUAUCCGUUUAGCUAGCUGAGCAAGGACACACGGGAGGUGUCUUGUAGCCUAGCUUUGGCCAAAAAUUACCCCCAAUACACUGCAGUAUUUUCAAAAGGACGGCGGAUCAGAAGCCGGCAGCCACUUCAGGUACAAAUUUCAAGUUUAAAAGUAAGUCAACUAAUUUACAAUGUUUUUUUAGAUCCAAAGAAGUUAUCCAUGGUUGGUUAGUUGCUUAUUAGUUGCAGCUUCGGUGGCUAGCCGGUAGUAACUCGCUUAUAUUUUUAAUUUAACAAACAUAUACACAAUUUAAAAAUUAAAAGGCUCAUUAUAUAUUUAUAUUGAAACUAUUACAUAUAAAAUAUAGCGUUAUCUCCUGUGUCACGUGACGUUAUGUGACCGCCGUGGAAGCCGCGGUCAUGUGAUGCAAGUCUGCUCCAUUUAACUGUUUUCUUUGACCAAGGGAGGACAGUGUCCUCGUAAGUAAGGCGCCUGGCCUCGCAAGACAUCGCCUCGCAAGGCCAGGUACCUUGACAUUGAGAAACACCCUGUGUCUCUCAACUGGCCAGGGAACACCUUGGGAUUCCCCCGGAGGAGCUGCCCAAGUGGCUGUUGAGAGGAAAGUCUGGGCUUCUUGGCUUAGACUGAUGCCCACAUGACCCGA
This is a messenger RNA of Nothobranchius furzeri (turquoise killifish), 3620 nucleotides long. It is a transcript of the gene foxl3, whose product is annotated as forkhead box L3. Gene Ontology annotation, biological process: anatomical structure morphogenesis; cell differentiation; regulation of transcription by RNA polymerase II. Gene Ontology annotation, molecular function: DNA-binding transcription factor activity, RNA polymerase II-specific; RNA polymerase II cis-regulatory region sequence-specific DNA binding. NCBI's taxonomy places the organism in Eukaryota, Metazoa, Chordata, Actinopteri, Cyprinodontiformes, Nothobranchiidae. The record is from RefSeq and is a predicted model, not a curated record.